Pyricularia pennisetigena is the source of this 1635-nucleotide messenger RNA. RefSeq lists its product as uncharacterized. The record is from RefSeq and is a predicted model, not a curated record. Gene Ontology annotation, biological process: carbohydrate metabolic process. The transcript is spliced from 2 exons. The annotation marks the transcript as partial. NCBI's taxonomy places the organism in Eukaryota, Fungi, Ascomycota, Sordariomycetes, Magnaporthales, Pyriculariaceae.
GUCGGCAAAGACCAAGAUCGAAGGCCCAGUAUGCGCGUCGCAAGAAAACCAGCAUCAAGCAGCAGCAGGAGCACCAAGAUGGCGGCCCAGGCUAUCCUCCUGCUUGCCGGCCACGUCGUCGCCCAGUGUCCAGACUACGUAAAGUACUCAACGCAGCGACACGAGCCCUUCAGCACGGGACGGUAUGGUCUGUCGUACAUGCGACCGCCGCCCGAGUGCCGGACCUUCCGGGCAGCCGAGGUCGACGACGUCGUCGAGCGGAUGAAGAGCACCAUCGCGGAUCCUGACCUGGCGCGGCUGUUCGAGAACGCGUUCCCCAACACGCUCGACACGGCCAUCAAGUGGCACGGCGUUGCGGCCGACGACCCGUCCGAGGAGCUGACCUUUAUCAUCACGGGCGAUAUCAACGCCAUGUGGCUCCGCGACUCGGCCAACCAGCUUCAGAGCUACAUGCCGGUCCUCAAGGCUAACAGCAGCAAAGAAAGCAUCGCGGGCCUGUUCAGAGGCGUCAUCAACCUGCAGGCCCGGUACCUGCUCACGUCGCCGUACUGCAACAGCUUCCAGGCUCCUGCCGAGAGCAAAAUUCCACCCGCUACCAACGACGCAGCCAAGGAGGACACAGUGACGCCGCAGUACAGCAAUGCAUCCGUGUUUGAGUGCAAGUAUGAGCUCGACAGCCUGGCGGCGUUCCUGCAGAUCUCUGUGGACUACUACAACAAAACCCAGGACGCCGACUUCUUCGGCAAGCACAAAUGGAGCGACGCCGUGCGGGCGACGCUCAAGGUAGCGAGGGACAUGCAGACGCCGACGUACGGGUCUGACGGGCGGGUGCUGGCUUCGCCGUACAAGUUUACGAGAGUCACCCCCCGCGCAACAGAGACGCUGGCCAACGACGGCAUCGGCAGCCCCGUCGGCAACGGCACGGGUCUAAUCCGAUCGGCCUUCCGGCCCAGCGACGACAGCACGCUGUUCCAGCUCUUCAUCCCAGCCAACAUGAUGUUCGCAGCGAACCUGGGCGCGGCGGCCGAGAUUGCGGCCAAGAUCGGCGGAGGAGCGCUGGCUGACGAGAUGCGGACCUUUUCCAAGCAGCUGCGCGACGCCAUCACGGCGCACGGCAUCAUCCCCGACACGACCAACGGUGGAAUCGGCGUGGGCCGCGGCAACAUCUACGCGUACGAGGUGGACGGGUUCGGGUCGGCGGCGGUCAUGGACGACGCCAACAUCCCGAGCCUGCUGAGCGCGCCGCUGUCGGGCUAUGUGAGCCGGAACGACCCCGUGUACCGCAACACGCGGGCGGUGGUACUUAACGAGAGGGGCGUCAACGACAACCCGUAUUUCAUGCGCGGACCCGUCAUCAACGCCAUCGGCGGGCCGCACGCCGGGCCUGGAAAGGCAUGGCCCAUGGCGAGCAUCGUGCGCAUCCUGACGAGCGACGACGACGACGAGAUCACGAGGGUAUUGAAGGAGGUGGUUAGCAGCACGGAUGGGUUGGGGCUCAUUCACGAGAGCAUCAAUUCGCACAACCAGUCGGAUUGGACGAGACAAUGGUUUUCAUGGGCCAACGGCUUGUUUGGACAGAUGAUCAUAGAUUUGGAGGGGAGGAAGCCCGACAUUCUGAAGAAGAGCUUCCAAUAG